CUACACGCCGCUUCAUUGGUUUGCAGCUCCUUCAAGCAUGUCAGCGCCGGGGCGGCAAGCAGCGGGAUGACGAAUAGAAGCCGCAGUUAAAAUGGGUUGGAUGAUUUGAAGUCGAGGACUAAUUUUAGUAAAGUGGGAAUUAGCACCUUACUACACCGCAAACAUCGCUGGUGCGAUAGGUGUAUGUGCAAUGUUGAGCUAUUUAAUCCUGUGAUAAGUGUAGGCUAUGGGUUAAAGUUUCUAAGUGUUCAGCUGGUAGAUCCUAUAGGCCUACCUGAGGGCUUCUUCGACACACCUUCGUUGGACCAUUUUGAGGAGACCGAUUAAGGCUAAUAAUGUUCGAAGCCGGAGGAAUUUCUGUUGUCCUGCUUGACUUGACCUGCAUCGUACUUGCUGCACUCCCAUUCGCUGUGUUAACACCACAACACAAUCCAUUCAAACGAGGAUUCUUCUGCAGUGAUGAGUCGAUUAGAUAUCCCUUCAGAAGUGACACAAUAUCGUAUCAGUUGCUGGCUGGAAUAAUGGUGCCUCUGACCAUUAUUGUCAUUGUCUCUGGUGAAUGCUUGUCCAUAUACUUGAGGCCCAUCAAGUCCAAGCAGUCAUUUGGCAACAGUUAUGGGCCGUGUGUAUAUAAGGCAGUGGCCACUUUCUUAUUUGGAGCUGCUAUUAGCCAGUCUCUGACUGACAUUGCCAAAUACACUGUUGGGAGACUCAGACCCCAUUUCCUUGCCGUUUGUAAGCCUUUGUGGAAUACUGUAGACUGUAAGUCAGGAGGCUACAUCGAAAGCUUCACCUGCACUGGAGACAAGAAUUUGGUGAAUGAGAGUAGGCUUUCAUUUUAUUCAGGCCACUCUUCCUUCUCAAUGUACUGCAUGGUAUUUUUAGCUCUGUACCUACAGGCAAGACUCCAGACAGAAUGGUCCAGGCUUCUCCUGCCCACCGUUCAGUUUUUCCUGGUUGCCUCUUCCCUGUAUGUGGGCUUGUCUCGUGUCUCAGACUACAAGCAUCACUGGAGUGAUGUGCUCACUGGACUCCUUCAGGGUGCUGUGGUGGCACUGCUGAUUGUGGUUUUUGUGUCCGAUUUCUUCAAAAAGCCAGCAGCGUUGGAGCAUGAAGAAGAGAUCUCUCAUACCAGUUUACAGGAUACUGCAUCUAAUGGGAACCACUAUGGCAGCACAGAUUAACAAUGACUGGGGGAGCCCUCACAAACUGCCAAAUCAUAUACACUGAGGUCCUAAUAACUCAUGUGUGUCUCUAUGUGUUGUGAAAUACUGUAUCUCUUUGACCAGACUAUUGCUGCUUUGAGUGUACGUGUGUGUGUGUGUGUGUGUGUGUGUGUGUGUGUGUGUGUGUGUGUGUGUGUGUGUGUGUGUGUGUGUGAAGAGAAAGAGAUUAGGAAAUAUUUUUAAUUUACAUUCUGUUAUCAUUGUUUUAAUGUCUCAUUGAACUGAACCAGUAAAUGUGUUUAAGGCUCAUAUGAGGACAUGAGUUAAAGUAGCUUUAUAAAAACAAGUGUUGACUAUAAAUAGAAUAAUGUUCACAAAGCGUGUGCAUUAUUGGUUUUGCUAAUUUUCUGAUGCAGUGCAAUUGAAAACAUCCAUGCCAAUAAACACCAUACACAUAUUUGUUUUGAAAAUAAUCAGUGUUAUCCAUUUUGUCCCAGGUAGUUUUGUUGCUGAUCAAUAAAAAUGUUACCUUCUUUUUAUAUAUAUCUUCGGGGUGUUCUACUCUUGUGGGAUGUAUUCUUGAUAUAAAAUGUGUUUUUAUUUAAUUUGUUUGAUCAAAAGC
Sardina pilchardus (European sardine) is the source of this 1788-nucleotide messenger RNA. RefSeq names its product phospholipid phosphatase 1 (gene plpp1b). The transcript has 6 exons. The record is from RefSeq and is a predicted model, not a curated record. Gene Ontology annotation, cellular component: plasma membrane. Lineage: Eukaryota; Metazoa; Chordata; Actinopteri; Clupeiformes; Clupeidae. Gene Ontology annotation, biological process: phospholipid metabolic process; phospholipid dephosphorylation; signal transduction. Gene Ontology annotation, molecular function: phosphatidate phosphatase activity. Bases 336 to 1184 code for a protein of 282 amino acids.